GUGUUACGUUUUUAUCUUUUCAAAAUUAUCGAUUUUAUUUCGAAUUUCGUAUCAUUGCGUUUGUCGGUGAUUUCACUGUUCACAUUUCCCAAGAUGCCGCUGAAUUUCAACGUAAUGCGCCGUCAUUACGAGAAGCGUAUCAAAGAGCUGGAACAACAGGUGCUGGACACCUCGCGACUACUGAACAUACUGAAAAAGGAGCGCAGUUCUGCCCUGCCGCUUAAGGAGAAGAAGUUCAUUAACUAUAUGCAAACGGAUACGCAUUUCUGUUGGUGUUUCGACAUGACCGAGUUUCCAGUGGGAAACAUCAAAGUCGAGCUAAGGAAUCGACGCGUUCAGAUAUUCGCCCAUCGCCAGCGGCAAGAUCAAUUCAUGGUGGUCCAUAGACAGUUCCAGUUGCCAGAACUUGCUGACAUCGGUCUGACUGCCAAACUAAGCGCCACUGGCAUUUUGACUAUAAAAGCUCCACUUAGGAUCAUAGCUGACUAGAAUG
Drosophila hydei is the source of this 493-nucleotide messenger RNA. RefSeq lists its product as uncharacterized. Lineage: Eukaryota; Metazoa; Arthropoda; Insecta; Diptera; Drosophilidae. Bases 94 to 489 code for a protein of 131 amino acids. The transcript has a single exon. The record is from RefSeq and is a predicted model, not a curated record.